AUGUCGAUAGCACUUGCUUCUGUUCCCACGAUCACACUCGCGGCUGAUGCCUACAUGCUGAUGUCGAUCUGGAAACCAAUCCUCUUGUUCGCCCCCUUUGUGGGUUGGGCGUGGAUGAUCUCAACGGUCCUCGACAAGCACGCUCAACGCUUCUUCCUUGGUCAAGAGAAAUGGAACGCGAUCCACAUCAUCUUUGGUGUCGCGGCACUGAUCCUCGUAGUCGCGCUGCCGGUAUCAGGCAUCGCUGGUUUCGCGGCGGCGUUCGUGGGAUCACUUAUCAUCCUCGGACUCGACAUCCUGAUCUUUGUCUCGAUCACCAACAAAGACACCAAGGUGCCUGAGGGUGAGCGUCUCACGCUGAACAUGAAGGACAUGAGCGAGAGUCGAGAAGCGAAGAAGGCGGCGAAGCAGAUCGGCUCAUCCGAACUCAACAUCGUCGGCGCCAACAAGAUGACUGUGCAACCUCCGCCGAAGGAUACUCCGGAACUCGGAAUCCGCGUCUCUGCUGAGCAGAUUGUGAUUAAGGGCUUUGAGGCCCACGCGAGUCAGAUCGACAUCCUCCCUGCAAACGAGAGCACCUACGCGGCUUCGUACUUGGUUGAUGGUGUUCGUCAAGCGGGUGAUCCGAUCGCGGCCGCGGACGCGAUUCAGAUCAUCGAUUUCUGGAAGAAAACCGCUGGUCUUGAUGUCAACGAUCGUCGCCGAAAACUGACAGGACAAGUCACGGUCUCCGGCGGAUCGAUCAGCAGCGCGGAACUCAAGCUCAAUACUUCGGGCUCCAAGAGCGGCAUGCGGAUGUCGCUGAUCUUCAAUCCCGCUCAAGCGGUCCGCCGGAAGGCAUCGGAUCUGGGGAUGCUCGAUCAACAACUCGACAUGGUCAAGAACUGGGCGUCCGAGCUCGAGCAUGUGGGCGGCACAGUGCUCCUGUGUGCCCCAUCGGACAACGGACGCACCACGAUGGCGUACUCGAUCAUGAAACUCCAUGACGCGUACACCUCCAAUAUCCAAUCGAUUGAGUAUGAGAUCGAGGAUCAGCUCGAAGGCAUCAAGCAGAUCCAAUGGGACUCGAGUGUUGAGGGACCGGACUUCGCGACAACUGUCCGAUCCACGCUGCGUCGUGAUCCGGACAUCGUGAGCAUUUGCGAUCUUCCGGAUGUCGAGACCGCACAGACUGUCGCGAACUCGGAUCUGGAACGCACGCGCGUGUAUCUCAACAUCCGCACAGAUUCGGCGCUCAAAGGAAUACAGACCUAUGUCCAAGCGGUCGGAGAUCCGAAGCUUGCCGCGAAGGGACUGCGUGGUGUGGUCGCGUGCAAGCUCGUUCGUGUUCUCUGUGGCAACUGUAAAGUCCCUUACCAACCGACCCCUGACAUGCUCAAGAAGCUUGGCCUCCCAGAGGACAAAGUCAGCGAGUUGUUCAAGAAGGGUGGACAGGUCUUGGUCCGCAACAAACCUGAGACUUGCAGCGUAUGUGCCGGCGUCGGAUACUCAGGACAGACAGGUUGCUUUGGAAUCUUCCCGAUUGGGGAUGAGGAGCGUGCGAUGAUCAUUGAAGGCAACUGGAAUGGAUUGCGUGCGGUGAUGCGGAAGCGUGGGUUCCCAAGUGUCCAGCAAGCGGCGUUGCGGAAAGCGGUCAUGGGUAUCACGAGUAUCGAAGAAGUCACACGGAUCACAGCACCAAAGAAAAGUAGCUCAAGCAAAGCAACGGCAAAGGCAUAA
Molecule: messenger RNA, 1719 nt
Organism: Symbiodinium sp. CCMP2592
Lineage: Eukaryota; Dinophyceae; Suessiales; Symbiodiniaceae
Source: the annotation of a GenBank genome assembly